Molecule: messenger RNA, 2583 nt
Organism: Hippoglossus stenolepis (Pacific halibut)
Lineage: Eukaryota; Metazoa; Chordata; Actinopteri; Pleuronectiformes; Pleuronectidae
Gene: stn1
Product: STN1 subunit of CST complex
Exons: 9
Coding region: 522-1619 (365 amino acids)
Biological process (GO): telomere capping; double-strand break repair via homologous recombination; DNA replication
Cellular component (GO): site of double-strand break; chromosome, telomeric region; DNA replication factor A complex
Molecular function (GO): single-stranded telomeric DNA binding
Source: RefSeq, a predicted model, not a curated record
CUCUCUGCUGCCCCCCUCUGUCCGGGUUACUCAACACAACCAUAGACCGUAUAUAAGGAACACAACACGCAUUUAAAGUAUUCACGAAAACACGGCGGCGUAUGUUCACGAAGAAAAACAAGCCUCUUGUUGUGCACUACGUGUUUUCCGUAGUGUUAUUGCGUCCACCGGCCAGCGUCGCCUCUGUGAACGCAGCGGUCAGGUUUCUUUGUGUUCCUGGAACUGCAUUUCCCACAAGGCAGUGCGAGACGUGAACGCGCCAGAGACAGAGUAAAAUGCUUUUUUAAUAAUUUAGUUGUUAUCAUGCUCUUCUCCAACUUUCGCACACAUCUCAUUGCACAUCAUAGAGCUAACCUUAACUAAUAACUAGUUAACAGCAGUUUACCUCGCGUCACGUGACACACUUCUUCUCAAAACACCGCAGCUAGCUUACUCCCUCACUACAGACAGCUAGCCCGACGCACAGCCUAUGGAGGAAACAUGGAAAACAGGUACAAUAUUUGACUUGAGAGAAGGAAAAGAUGCAGGCGGCUGCGGAGGAGGCAGCAGAAGAGCUGCCCUCCUUGAUGUGGGGGCUGGACCCGAUGUUCUCUGCCUUCUCCAGGCUGUAUGUCAGAGACAUCCUGCACAUGACUGAGUCCAUCCAGGUGCCAGGUAUUUACUUCUAUAACUCGCAUCCAGUCUACAAAGUUGAUGUACUUGGGACAGUAGUUUACAGGAGAGAAAGAGACGACUUCUUCUGUUAUGGAGUGGAUGAUGGGACUGGUGUUAUAAACUGCAUGUGCUGGAAGAGCGACCUGAUGAAAGAAGAGCAGGAUCCUGGUAAAUCUGGGGGAAGGCAUAGUGAUGCAGUUCAGGAAGGCUUCAAUCCAGUCGCUGAGCUGAAGAAGCUGAGACAGGCCCAACAGAACCGCUGCUGCCUGGAGAUUGGAGAGCUGCUCCGAGUCAGAGGACCGGUCAAGACCUCAAGACAGCAGAGAGAAAUCAUGGCCUCCACCUUCUAUAAAGUGAAUGACCCAGUAAUGACAGCCCAGAUAACGUGGAUGAUGGAGGUUCCUGAGCUAUACAGACAGUUCUAUGACAAACCACUCCAGCUGCAACAUAAUGCUACGGGGGCCUCGACCAUCAGUCCCCUCAACAAGGCAAAAACUAUCAUUCAGGAUUUCUUUAAGCAGCAGUCGGUGAGCAGGUUCAGGCCCUAUGAUGUUCAGGACCUCCUGCAGCCUCUCAUCUCCUGCCAGCCUCAAACAACAUCUGCUGACCAGGAGCCUGUGGCAGGUCCGUCUGGCUACCAGCAGAUACGGCAGCUUCUGAAGGAAACCCUGGACAUUUUACAGAAAGAGGGCAUCAUAUACCGCAAGGUCAAGUCUCAGGAUGAACUCUAUCAUGUGACUGCACAGGAUAAAGAUCUACUCAUAGCUGUAAAAGACAUCAUCAGGGAAGACUCGAGGAGAGAGAAGUAUGCAGAGAAGGGCUGCCACAUCCUGCACAUCCUGUCAGCAGUCAGGCAGAGGUACAGCCUCAAUGUGAACAAAGUGGCACUGGAGCUGGUCCUCAAAUCACUGGAGUGCAACAGUGACAUUGUCAGCACCAGUGAAAACCAUUACACUGCGUUUUAACACAAGUACAGUGGGUUGGGGACCCCUAUUACGGACCUAUUAUUUGUAACAUGGCUUAUUGCUCCACAAUGUGAGCGACCAAUAUGAGUAAAUCAUAUGAUUUGUAUUUUUGUGUUCAUUAUGAGCCUUAGUAGGGCUCCACAUUUGGUCUAUUUCAUAUUACUGCUUUUAUUUUAUGUAAGUGCCAAGUUUACAUGUGAAAUUAGGUAUAAAUCAUUUGAUAGACAUGGAGAGUCUAAGAAAAUGAACUUCAGGGAAGUUAUAUACAUAUGUAAAUAAAUGUUGAAUGAAAAAAAACGCACUCUGGUUGUAUGCCUCUGCCAACCAGUGCAGUUCACGUCUGCAUUUUUUCCAGAUUCUUAUAAGGUCACGUGACCUUUGACCACUGACAUUGCAUUCGUUAUACCUUCAACCACCAAAAUCAAAGCAGUUAGUUACUCAAGGUGUUUUUGAGAUCUCUCGUUCACAAGAAUGCGACAGAUGGACGGACGGAUGUACAACCUGAAAAUAGAAUGCCCUUGGCCACUGGCUGUCGCUGGCACGGAGGUAUAAAAAUGCAGCUCAUGUGUGGCUGUAUUAACCUUCUCAGGUGCCCCGGGGCUAAAAAAGGCAGCUGUUCCUCCACUGGUCAUCAUGAGCAACAUACAUAACCCAUUAGCCCCAUGUCAUAUCUGCCCCAAAUCAUCUGAUCACUAUGUUCCUCAUUUAAUAGGGUUAUAAGCACAUUGGAUGCUCUUACACCAGAUGAACCAAUAUGCCAUUACUGAAUAUUGUUAUAAUGGUUAAAUCAGAACAUAAUAGCCAGUAUUUUCAUGUGUAACACAAUUAUAAGAGCUCAAUUAUGCCAUGUUGACACCUCAUGUACCACAAGAUAUAAAGGGAUAUAGCAAAUUUGUUAUAUGCAUAGGUGUAUAUAUUUUAUAGGCUUCAUAUGUAUACAUUGAGACACACAGACAAUCAUAAU